Messenger RNA from Prorocentrum cordatum, 1017 nucleotides. NCBI's taxonomy places the organism in Eukaryota, Dinophyceae, Prorocentrales, Prorocentraceae. The record is from the annotation of a GenBank genome assembly.
AUGUUCGUGGGCGAUCAGGUUGCCAGGAGGGCUGAAUUGGACGGGAAGAAAUGCGACUCCGAGGCUGUGGCUUGCGAGUCUGCGGCUUGCGAGUCUACUGUGGUCACUUACCCCGACACCGAGAGCGAGUUUGGCGACUACAGCGGCACCUGCGACACCCGGCGCGACAGCGCAGGCGAGCAGCAGGAGCCCCGGGUGGCAGACGGCGCCGCGCAGCAGCCGCAGCCCUCGCAGGGGUCUGAGCAGGGGCGCAAGUGUCGCGGCCGUGGCCGCAAGAAGCGAGUGGCUCAAGCAAACAAGAUCAAGGAGAUGACGAGCACGAGCGGGCCCCAUAGCAUCACCACGGUGAUGGUGCGAAACGUGCCAGAGAGGUGCCAGCAGGACGAGUUUGUGAGCGAGCUGGACAAGUCUGGCUUCCAGGGCAUGUAUGAUUUCUGUUACAUGCCGCGCGACUUCAAAUCCAGCCUCAACAAGGGGUACGUGUUCUUGAACUUCAAGACUCCGACCGCCGCGAGGUGCUUCAAGAAUAUGUGGCACGGGUGGCAGCGGUUUUCGAACCAUCCUGACAGCGACAGCCGUCGUUUGCAGGUGACUGCCGCGCACAUCCAAGGGUUCGAGGCCAACAUAGCGAUGCUGGAGACAGCUGGGACCAUUCGAAAUCCGAACUACCGCCGGCUUGUCAUCAGCAACAGCGACCCCGACCGUGGCAGUUUGGAGCAAUCAUCGCCGGCUGCCCAGCCAGCCGCUAGGCUCCCAGCAACACCUCCGCAGAUCAGUGGCCUCGCGGAGGGAGCCGGCCCACAGACGGCGUUGUCGAAGCCGCCGGGCGAGUUUUUGUCAGCAUCGGCGGGCGCCUGUCCACAGGUGUCCGCCAGCGAAUACCACUUCGAGCAGCACCCGAAUUCGGUAACGUACUUGCCGUUCGGCUCCUGCCAGUGGACGGACCUGGCCAGGCAGCAGGGGACACAGCUCUUCCCGUGGCCAGCCAUGGGGCAGUGGGGCCACCCGGCCUUGUGA